AUGUUCCGAUCGUCACUCGUGGUCCUGGUGAUAGUGCUGGCGGGAGAUUUUGCCGCUGCCGCACGCCGUGAUGUCGUGGCCCGCCAGAGACCACAGAUCGUAGUCGUGGAGGAGUACGAGGAAGCGUUGACGACGCUGCCACCACCGCCGAAACCGUACGCGUUCACCUACUCGGCCGGCCGCUCGCCGGGACACGUGGACCGCACGCACAGCGAGGUGUCGGACGGUAGUGGCGUUGUGCGCGGUUCCUUCUCGUACGUCGAUCCGCGGAACCAGGUGCGCACGGUCGAGUAUACGGCCGAUUCGCACGGAUUCUAUCCGGUGCUGAGCCACCUGCCCAAAACGCCGCAACAGACGGAAGCGGUCGCACUGGCGCAACAGAAGCAUUAUGCACUGUACGCCAAGAUUGCGCAAGAGCAUGCCGAUGCCCACAGCGGACUGACGGCGGAACCGAAGCUGCCCAAGGACACGGUUGCGGUGGCGAAAGCGAAAGAUCGCCAUCUGUCACUGUACGAGAAGAUUGCACAGGAGCACGCACGCAUUGGAGCGGAACAGGAAGCGCAACGGUUGGCCUUUGAAGCUACCUCGGUGAAAUAUGAGCAGUAG
Messenger RNA from Anopheles marshallii, 606 nucleotides. It is a transcript of the gene Cpr57A, whose product is annotated as cuticle protein 8. Gene Ontology annotation, molecular function: structural constituent of chitin-based larval cuticle. Gene Ontology annotation, cellular component: chitin-based extracellular matrix. The transcript is spliced from 3 exons. The record is from RefSeq and is a predicted model, not a curated record. The coding region runs from base 1 to 606 and encodes 201 amino acids. NCBI's taxonomy places the organism in Eukaryota, Metazoa, Arthropoda, Insecta, Diptera, Culicidae.